Molecule: messenger RNA, 1766 nt
Organism: Lingula anatina
Lineage: Eukaryota; Metazoa; Brachiopoda; Lingulata; Lingulida; Lingulidae
Product: organic cation transporter protein
Biological process (GO): transmembrane transport
Cellular component (GO): membrane
Molecular function (GO): transmembrane transporter activity
Source: RefSeq, a predicted model, not a curated record
ACUACCUACAGCUGAUUUCAGUCACAUAUACUGUAAGUGUCCAAGAAUCAGGUGUCCGUAUUUAUCCUCUGUAUACCUAAAUCCUGAUGGCGGUUUUCCUGUGCAAAUUUCUGCUUAAGAAGGAUUGUUUAGUUUACUACACAGCUAAAUCAUGAUAUCAAGUGGAUCGGUGGGAUGACGAUGAGGACACAUUAACUGUGGGGGUGAGAUAGACGCACCUGCACUCUCCGCGCCGGCAUUUUGGUUCGCAAAACGACCCGACGGCGUAAAAACAAUUGCCACACAGAGCUUCAGUCUGUCUUUAUGUAAGAUUGUCUAAGUACUCCAUAUAUAACCCCUGUAUAUAGGACAGGUAUAUGCAUUUGCUCUGAACACGCAGACUGCCUGGACCAUUCAGCUCAUUGUAUUUAAGCUGUACUGUAAGCCUAAUGGAGUACGACGAAGUCUUGGAGCACGUUGGUCCGUAUGGACGCCACCAGAUGUUGGCAUGGUUCCUGGUCACUGUUCUCUCCAACUGGCCCUUUGCAUGGCAGACGUUCAGCAUGAACUUCUUGGGCUACGAGCCGGAACACAGGUGCAGGAUUCCAUUUGGAGAUUUCAACGACACGUCGGUUGGAGAUGCUGGCAACUACUCGUUUUCCAGCAUUGGGAAGUGCAGUCUGUUCGCCAACGACACCGCAGGCAACAAUUACACCACGGGCUGUGAGUACGGCUGGUGGUACAGCCAUAACCCCGUCACUAACUCCAUCGUUACUCAGUGGGACCUGGUUUGCGAUAAGAACUUUCUGGCAGAGACAGCGCAAGCCAUCUUCAGUUUUGGCAUUCUUCUAGGCGAUCUCCUCUUCGGAUUCCUGGCUGAUAGAUACGGAAGAAGAAAGAUAUUUUUCGGGACAUUGGCGGGCACGGCAGUGGUGGGGUCUGUGGCCAUGUUCUCGCCAAAUGUCUACAUCUUCCUGGUGUUUCGCUUCUUUCUGGGUACAUUGACAGUGGGAUUCUGGCUCACCGGCUACCUUUUAAUACUGGAAAUCUUCCCGCCAAAACAGCGAACUUAUUUCGGAAUUCUGGCAGCAUUUGGCUGGAACAGCGGUGCCCUCACCAUGGCGUUGUUCGGCUACCUCAUCCGGGACUGGAAAACACUACAGCUGGUGAUAUCGUUGCCUGCUCUGGCGGGGGUCUUGGUCUGGUGGUUUGUCCCGGAGUCUGUGCGUUGGUUGUUGGCAAGAGGCAGACAAGGGGAAGCACAGCAGCUGGUCUACAACAUGGUCAAGUUCAACAAUAAGAAACUGCCAGAAGAUUUUCAGCUUUGUGUGCCAAUCUCGAAAAAAGACAGAAGCGCCGGAGACGACUCAAACAACGAAGAGAAAACGUACACGACUCUUGAUUUGUUCAGGACCCCCAAAAUUCGACUGAGAAUAAUUUGCUGCACGAUACUGUGGAUUGUGAAUACACUAGUGUAUUACGGCAUCUCCUUCAGUGCACCCAGUAUUAACGGCGACUUCUACCUCAACUUUUUCCUUCUAAUGGUGAUAGAAGUGCCUGCGGUCAUGUUAGCUUUGUUACUAGCAUGGAGAAUAGGGCGCCGUAUGCCGUUAAUAGUAUCCGGGAUGCUGGCUGGAAUCGCCUGUAUCGUCACUCCUUUUAUUCCAACGGACACAGGUUAACUGAUCUCCCUUUGCUUCUGUUUACAAUAUAGUACUCAUUAGGUCGGGAUGUAAUGAUCUUUGUUUAUCAAAUAAGUUUUUUUUUCUUUUCAGUGAUCUUACUUA